Messenger RNA from Prunus mume (Japanese apricot), 2112 nucleotides. RefSeq names its product Mitochondrial transcription termination factor family protein (gene MDA1). Gene Ontology annotation, molecular function: double-stranded DNA binding. The record is from RefSeq and is a predicted model, not a curated record. Lineage: Eukaryota; Viridiplantae; Streptophyta; Magnoliopsida; Rosales; Rosaceae. Gene Ontology annotation, biological process: regulation of DNA-templated transcription.
CCUGUGGAACAACACACACUGACUCGCUCACACGCACACAGCAUAUCCAAACACAAGAGAGGCCAAGACCCACUCUUCGCCCUCGCUCUUCUUCUCUUCAGCCCAAGACUCAAAAUUUAAUAAGAUUUUGGUUGUUUUUUGGCUGAGUUUGAGCUGAAAAUGGAAGCUUUCUGUGCCAUUCGCCCUGCCUACUUCGCGGAUCCACUGAAAGUAGAUUUCAGCACCACCAGGACUAGAAUUACUUUCCCCCAGAAACUCUUUUUCUGUCGAGCGAAGUUUGCUGACUCAGGGAUAGAUGGCUCAUUUAGCUUAAAACUGGUAUCUCCAGCCCUUUUAGCAGCUGAAAAAGAAGAAGCUAGGGCUGUCCUAACCUUGUUCUUGAAGAAACAAGGCCUCAGCCAUACAGUUGCUGCAAGAACCAUAAACAAGUCAGACCUUUUUGUGGAGCACCUGAUCUCUAGGCUUCAUGCUGUUCAUAAAUCCCGGUAUCUAGUAGGACGAGAGCUAACAACUCUUGAGAUUAGGGAGGCUCUAAUCCCUUACCUCGAAUCCCUUCUUGAUGAGCAUGGAGUUUUUCUGGUAGAUUUGGUGGAAAGCUUUCCAAAUGCACCUGUAAAAGAAAAGCCAGUUGCACCAGUUACUAAAUCUCAAUCGUCUGUGGAUUUAAAGAAGCUAAAGGCCAUAUCUCGAGUAAGUGAAAUUGGCCCAGCUGGGAAGCUCCCACCUCACAUUCUCUACCUUUUAGAGCUUGGCAUGGAUCUUGAUCAAAUCAAGGGAAUUGCGCGCAGAUUUCCAUCUUUUGCCUAUUAUAGUUUAGAGGGGAAGAUAAAGCCAAUUGUUGAGUUUCUUCUCGAACUUGGGGUGCCAAAAUCUGAUAUUCCUACAAUUCUUAAUAAGAGGCCUCAGCUGUGUGGAAUCAGUCUAUCUGAAAAUAUCAUACCUACCAUGAAUUUCUUAGAAGAUCUGGGUGUGGACAAGAAACAAUGGGCAAAAGUGAUAUACCGGUUUCCAGCGCUUCUCACUUAUAGUAGGCCGAAGGUGAAGACGACCAUAGAUUUUCUAUAUGAAAUGGGCCUUUCAGCCGAGCUCAUAGGUAAGGUUUUGACACGCUGCCCGAACAUUAUAAGUUACAGUGUAGAGGACAAGUUACGGCCAACAGCUGAGUACUUUCUCUCAUUGGGGGUGGAUGUUGCUGUUCUGCUCCAUCGUUCUCCCACGCUUUUUGGUCUCAGUAUUGAAGCCAACUUGAAGCCUGUAACAGAAUUUUUCUAUGAGAGGGGAUACAGUAUGGAGGAAGUUGGGAUCAUGCUUUCAAGAUAUGGAGCAUUAUAUACUUUCAGCUUGGCAGAGAAUUUGAUACCAAAAUGGGAGUUCUUUUUGACCAUGGAUUAUUCAAAAUCAGAGCUGGUUAAAUUCCCUCAAUAUUUUGGCUAUAGUUUGGAAGAAAGGAUUAAACCAAGGUAUGCACUAAUGAAGGAAUGUGGAAAAUAAAGAAAUUGUCUGCUGGAAAAGAUCCAAAUAUCUGCAGUGAUGAUCUUACAUCGGAGGUUGAACAAUGAAAGUUCUGAGCAAAUAUUGUAACAAUACAGGACGCGCAUGCACAAUAUGAGCACUGAUGCAGUACAGGUGCCACAUUGAAGCUAAAAAUGGAUGUGCUUUCACUGGGGAAUAGAGUCAAUAUAUCGUUUCGAAAGUUGGAUAAUGUAUGUGAUUCUUCUCACCUGCGCGUGCAGACAGUAGAUAUUCGAUUGUUGUCAAAUUUUCUUCAAGUUUCAGGAGGGAGUUGUAUCUGUUGCUACUUGCCGAGUGACAUCCUCCAAAUGAAUGAAGAAUCAUCUGCCAUCCUAACUCUUUUGCCUGGUUGACCUCUUUUAUGACUCUUUGUAUUUGCCAGGUUUUUCUAUUCUAAACUCCUGGGUUUGGAAAGCUGGUAGAAACUUGCUCUGUCCUGUUACAAUUUUUUUGUACGUUGUAGUUCGGAUUAUUAUUACUUUUUAGAUCCAAUCCAAUUACUCUAAUCUUAGUUUUAUGUUUCCUUGUAAAUGAAUACCAUUGUCCAGAGAGAAGCUUUCAUAUUCUGUCUGGGCGGUUCCCUUUUGGUUUUGAAAAUGC